Halichondria panicea is the source of this 1100-nucleotide messenger RNA. RefSeq lists its product as uncharacterized. The record is from RefSeq and is a predicted model, not a curated record. The transcript is spliced from 2 exons. Lineage: Eukaryota; Metazoa; Porifera; Demospongiae; Suberitida; Halichondriidae. The coding region runs from base 133 to 876 and encodes 247 amino acids.
UAUAAUUAUACCAAUCUUCUAUGCAUGUCUGUUCCAGUAUACCGGUAGUCGAAUGUCUUCAGUGUAUAUAAGGAGAGCCUGAGCAGCCCAACACAAGUUGAAGACUGACUCUAGAAGACUAAUAGCCUCAUCAUGAAGAUUCAAGCCAUCAUCAUUGUCACUUUACUGGCACUACUGCCUCUUCUUCAAGCAAAGCCGAUGAAUCGUUUCAAGGAGAGUGCUAUCAUUGAUAUGCUCACAGCAAUCAUGCAGGAAGAGAGCAUGGCCCGAGAGUCAAAGGAAACAAUCGAUCAAGAGACAGUCAAUGCUAUGCAAAAUCCUACAGCUGGUGCUGGAGUGACUUUCACCAGAUGGGGCCAUGAUGCCUGUCCCACUGUCGCUGGAACUGCACUGGUUUACACGGGGCGAGUAGCCGGGGCAUAUUUCAAUCAGAGAGGAGGGGGUUCCAACUAUCUCUGCCUGCCUAAUGAUCCGGACUAUGGCGUUAUCGGUACUAACUAUAUACACGAUUUCUCUCGAAUAUAUGGAACUGAGUAUGAACUCCCCGCUGCUGGCACACAUGACACCGAUGCACCGUGUGCUGUGUGCUAUGAUUCUGUUCGGAGCAGUAAACUAAUGAUUCCUGCAAAGACAAGUUGCCCUACCGACUGGACCAUAGAGUACUUUGGCUACUUAAUGGCAGCAGCGAAUUUUGGAGAUCGAUCUCGUGGCCAAUAUGUGUGUGUCGAUAAAGAGCAAAAGGCCCUUCCUGGGUCGAAUAUUAACUUAAAUGGAAAUUUACUCUACCAUGUUCGAGCCACUUGCAUCGGCACCGGCAUUCAGUGUCCUCCUUAUGACUCUAAAAGAACAUUGACUUGUGUUGUGUGCACAAGGUGAGAGCAUGGCACUCUAAAGUUUCAGUAAUGAAGACCUCAUUGGCGUGACUAUUGUAGUAUAUAGUAAUAGUUCUAGCUAGUAGUAUAGACGUUAACUGACUCUGAAGGUUAUUGAACAAUUUAUAGUAGCUAUAGUUUUUCUUGUGUAUAGUUGAGAUGUAAAACAAUAUUGUUUUCUUGAUAUAAUUAUAUAUAAUGCCGUAAUCAAUUGAUAUGUAUACACUG